Molecule: messenger RNA, 3315 nt
Organism: Magallana angulata
Lineage: Eukaryota; Metazoa; Mollusca; Bivalvia; Ostreida; Ostreidae
Exons: 3
Coding region: 7-1008 (333 amino acids)
Source: RefSeq, a predicted model, not a curated record
AAAUUUAUGCUUUUUACUUUCAGAAUGGCUCAGAAAAGCCUGUCAGAGCUUAAAAACUGUCACAGUGGGACCUCUAAGCCAGUUCCUUACUCAGAUGGAGUAACCGUGGUGAUAGUUAAGAAAGGUCACACAGCAAAGUUUGUCGAUAGUAACGGACAACAGGGGGAACUACUAAACUUCAGUGUUGCAGACAAAUCUGCUUCCAUGUUGGCCACACUUUCUGACAAAACCAAACACAGCAAAAUUGUUGAAGGGAAAACUUUCCUUGUUCGAAACUUCAUCCUGAAAGGAGGGAAGAUAACAAUGUCGUCCAAAACCUCCAUCAUGGGUAAACCUAGCCUAGAAAUUCCAGAUGAAAUCAGGACAAGUGCUGUCCAGUUAAUCUUACCACCUUCUCCUGAAAAGAAAGUUGCAGAAGUGCACACUGCUCCCCUCAGAAGCAUCUGCUCUGUGAAAGGUCAAGUGAUUAAGAAUGAGGCUACAAGAACUGUAAGAGUAAGUGGAUCAGAAACAACUAUAAGGACCAUUACAAUUGAAGAGAACAGUUCUACCAUCGAGAUUACUUUAUGGCGAGAACUUGCUGAACUAGUGAUAAACAUUGGGGACACCCUGCAAAUCACACACUGUCUCCUGAAUGAGUGGCAAGGAACGAAAGCCCUCAAUACGACUAGGAACACCACGAUACAGGAAAUACAGCCCUUGGAGGCAAAUGUAUCAGGAACAGUGCAAGCCCUUAGUUUAACAGAAACUUCCUGGGAAGUCUGCCUCAAAGAAGACAACAAAGAACAAUAUAAAGACAUUGUUAUUGAAAAAGACAUGAUGCAAAAUGCAUUAAGCCAUAUUGACGAAGCCUGCCUUCUGACAGAAGAGGAGUUAGAAAACGUCCUUAUCAACAGAAUUCCAUUCAAACUUCAAGCUGUCAUGAUGGGAUCAAGAAUUCUUAAUCUGCAACUUGGAAUUUUACCAGCACAGCAGAUUCCACAUCCACAAUUUGAGAUAAUGGAAUGAACAUUGCCUUUGUAAAUAACAUGCACUAGCAAGUACAUAUAUAGUCACUCUUUCUACAUUCUGGGAGUUUUUUUUUUUUUGAGAAAUUAGAAUACAACUGUAAAUAAUAGUUACACUUUCAUGAGUCAAAGGAUAUACUCAUAUGUGUUUGAAUGUGUUUUAUACAACUAGUGCUUAUUUUUGGGAUGUUAUUUGUAUCAAAAAACAACAAAUUUUUCCUAUGUUUUUUUGUACAUGUAUUUUAAUAAGACAGAUGUUUGUAGCAGACUACCUUUCUAUUUUUAUUUGGUUUCAAAAAUUUUUGAUCAACUGAUAUUUUACGAAAUUCUGACAGAUUCAGGUAAUAUUUUGGAAGAAACUGAAAAAUUAAUUGUUAUUUCCUAUAACAACUGUAAAAAAUAAUAAAUAUGUCACCUUAUCAUUCACAAAAAUCCAAAAUUAUCAUUUCUUAGCUACAGACUCUGUUAUAACUUUGCAUCUGCAUGGCUGAAAAUUGAAAGAAAACAUAUUUUGAACCUGUACCUUUCAUGUGUAGUUUUUUAAAAAUAUGUUAACUGACUGUGUGUGCGUUUACUAGUAAUAGUACAUUUUCUUGGGUAGUAUUUAGUCAAUUAGUUAUUUAAUUAAUAUACUUUAAACAGGGAAGCUUCUGUGUAGUUUACUCUUCAUGUUAACAACCAGACAAUCUUGUAUGUCAUUAAUUGUCUUUGUGAUGUUUCUAAAUGUAACUUGAGAUUUGAAUGAUUUGUUAUUAAUUGUCAACUACUAUAGAUAAUGGCUAAACUUAUUGUUGAGUUGAUAAUACGUGUAUUCUUUGUACCAAUAUUUUGUUGAACUGUACACACCUGUAAAUAUAGGUUUUGUAUACAUUUAUGUAGAUUGAAUUUUGUCAUUCACUUCUCAUUUUCCAUUGAUAUCAUCAUUAUUUUUUAUUAUUAUUUGGUUAUGAAGAAAAAAACUUACCAGUCUGAUAUAUAUCGGAAAAAUUCCAAUUUUACUUUCAAUAUGCCAAUAACAAAAAGCCUAAAACUCAUUUUGUUGUACACUAUGAUAAAAAAAAAUGCAUGACAAGGUUAUGUCCAAGUCUAUUUUAAUCAUUUUUCAAUGUUUAGCAUUUAAAUUAUACAGUAGUGUUAGGUAUUUUACUUGCAAGAACACUUUUUGUAUACUUUCAAUAUGUCUUUUGUUGCAUUUCCAAAUGUGUAAAAAUUAUGCACAACAUAGAAACUGUACAAGUUAUUGUUUAAAGAGGAAUGAUAAAACUCAGCUUGUAAAUGCCAUGAAUAUAAACAUGCCAACUUCUGUUUACUUUAACUUUAAUAUAUAAUUAUUGGACACUACUUCUCAGUUUCAUAAUGUAACAUUUAUAAUUUCCCCUCUUCCAUUGCUGCCAAAAUCUCACUUUUUCUUACAUAAUUUACCAAGACAGUUCUUCUUGUCACUGACUGAUGAAAAAUCAUCUUGUGAAGAGAUAUAUUCUAUUAGAAUUGUAAUUAAUUCCAUAUCUGUUUUCCAAAUAACAUAAACAUUACUUUUCUCCAUUUUUAACAAAUUGAAGUUUUACCACAUGUAUAUGUUGUAAAAAAUAACUCAUUGUUCAAACAAUUUUGAUUAGUUAAAAUAUUACUUCAAAAUAAUUUGUACAAGGUCUAAUUUGAAACAUCUGCAAAUAAACGUUAUCUUUCCUCAUUUUGAGUCAUUUAUUGUGAGAUGUAUUUGCAAAUUUCUACCACACCUUUGGUAAUUUUUAUACGGUUUUAAGAACUAUUUUAUUAUUGUUGACACUAGUUAUUAAGCUUUGCUGCAAAAUAACCUUCAAUGGCGCCAAUAGCUGUAUAACAAAACAAAAAAGAAUAGUGUUAUUAAAGGUGGUAUAACACACCUAAAAAAAAAUGUCGCUCAAACUGGUAAUAAUCUAAUAUAAUAUGAAGUGAAUUAUGAUGAUGAACUGUAUGUAUAUCAAAAAAGCAAAAAAUAUGCAAUUGUGCAAACGUAUAACAACAAUAUAAAGUGCAAGCAUUAGACCCCAAAAAACAUUCAAAACGUCGAACACAAGGACCACAUGAGAAAUUAAGUUUUAUAAAAUCAAAGGCUUUUAUGUACCAUGUUUCAGGCAAGUAUCCAUAUACAAGCUUUAAUUCACAUCAUCUUCAAAAAGUAACAUAUAUUUAAAGAAAUCUGGUCUUCGAUACUUUAAAUUGAUAUUCAUUAAACAUAAACCAAAAUUUCAAUAAGGCUCAUUUCCGCCUACGCUUGCACUUAGUAAAUUUUCUUAGAACCAAGCUAGGUUAGUGCUUUUCAGUACUU